CUUCUUCGUGGGAGUCACUUUUCCCCAUUUUGUAUCGAUCAUUUAUCUAAUUUACAAAAAGUGCAGCCAAAAAGCAAAAGCAAAAGCAACAUCACUACAAAACACAACAGCGAUCAAUCUCUCAAAAAGUUGAAAUGCAAAUUCAAAAGAUCCCGAUAUAUACCGACUUCAUACGUCCGUACAAGAAUGAAUCUCGAUUAUACUUUUUCAGCAGAACAUAUGUUUCCAUUGCAAGAACAUCGGUCUACAACAACAGAUUCAGUUGGAUUUUAGUGCUUUUACUGAAGCUGGUUCGAGAUGGCAAGCACGAGUGGGACGAAAGAUGUUGGGCCACCGAGGUCGCUGUCAAGGAGGAGUUCCGCCAUGAUUGAUCCAUAUGCGGACGACAACUCUAUCGUUGACAGUGAGCUCGUGCCAUCGUCACUUGCUUCUGUUGCUCCAAUCCUUCGUGUUGCUAAUGAAAUCGAGAAGGCUAACCCCAGAGUUGCUUACUUGUGUCGGUUUCAUGCAUUUGAGAAGGCACACAGGAUGGACUCUAAAUCUACAGGACGUGGUGUUCGCCAAUUUAAGACCUACCUGCUACAUAGACUUCAGAAGGAAGAAAAAGAGACAAAACCCCGAUUAGCAAACAGUGAUCCUAAGGAAAUACAGAAAUACUACCAAAACUUCUAUGAGAAAAACAUCAGAGAUGGUCAAGAUACAAAGAAACCUGAGGAGAUGGCUAAGAUUAUUCAGAUUGCAACGGUCUUGUAUGAUGUAUUGAGGACAGUGGUACUACCUUCUACAAAAAUUGAAGAUGAGACUCAAAGAUAUGCAAAAGAUGUAGAAGAGAAAAAGGAACAAUAUGAGCACUACAACAUUCUUCCUUUAUAUGCUGUUGGGGUUAAACCUGCAAUUAUGGAGCUUCCUGAGAUUAAAGCGGCUCUUCGAGCUCUUCGUAAUGUGGAUAAUCUUCCACUUCUUAGAAAGCCUGGGGAUAGGGACAAAUCUGUUAUUGAUAUACUCGAAUGGCUAUCUUUAAUUUUUGGGUUUCAGAAAGGAAAUGUUGCAAAUCAGAGGGAACACUUAAUCUUGCUGCUUGCAAAUAUUGAUACAAGAUCAAAGAGUGUUGAAGAUUAUGAACAGUUGGAUGGCUACACUGUACAACAAUUAAUGGAUAAAACAUUCAAGAACUAUACUUCAUGGUGUGAUUAUUUGCACUGCAAAUCAAACCUCAAGUUUGAACCUGAUGCUGAUAGGCAGCAGUUAGAGCUUCUUUACAUUGGACUCUAUCUGCUUAUUUGGGGUGAAGCUUCAAAUAUCCGCUUCAUGCCUGAAUGUCUUUGCUAUAUUUUCCAUAAUAUGGCGAAUGAAAUUCAUGGAAUUUUGUUUGGUAAUGUUGAAUCUGUAAGUGGGGCCAGAUAUCAACCUGAAGCAGUUGAAGAAGAAUCGUUUCUGCAAGAUGUUGUGUCCCCUAUUUAUGAAGUUAUGCGUAAGGAAGCCAGGAGAAAUCGAGGUGGCAAAGCAAGCCAUUCUUCUUGGAGAAACUAUGAUGAUCUCAAUGAGUACUUUUGGUCUGACAAAUGCUUCAAAUUAGGAUGGCCAAUGGACCCCACAUCUGACUUUUUUGUCAACUCUAACGAUGAAUUGCUACAAAAUGAUGAACACUUUAAAGUCAUAUCUGGAAAGAAGAAGCCUAAAACAAAUUUUGUUGAAGUGCGAACAUUUUUGCACCUUUACAGAAGUUUUGAUCGGAUGUGGAUGUUUCUUAUAUUAUGUUUUCAGGCUAUGGUAAUUGUUGCAUGGCAUGGAGACGGAUCAAUAUUUGGCAUAUUUGAUGAUGGUGUUUUUGAGAGUAUUUUGAGCAUGUUCAUUACAUCUGCUGUCCUCAACUUUUUCCAAGCUGGUUUAGAUAUAAUUCUUAGCUUCAAUGCUUGGAGGAGUUUAAAACGUACUCAGAUACUUCGCUACCUUCUUAAAUUUACAAUUGCUGCCUUUUGGGUGGUGAUAUUACCCAUUGGUUAUUCAAGAUCUGUUUCAAAUCCAACUGGGGUUGUUAAGUUUUUCAGUACUCUUGGAGGAAAUGGGAGGGAUGAGUCGCUUUAUAACUAUCUUGUUGCAAUUUAUUUGGCACCCACCAUUUUGUCUGCAUUGCUAUUUAUGUUCCCACCCUUGCGGAGAUCCAUGGAGCGCUCCAACUGGCGUGUAGCUGUCCUUCUAAUGUGGUGGGCCCAGCCAAAGCUGUAUGUUGGUAGAGGGAUGCAUGAGGGCAUGUUUUCCCUUUUGAAGUAUACACUGUUUUGGAUUCUUCUGCUACUAAGCAAGUUCGCAUUCAGCUACUAUGUGGAGAUAUUGCCUCUGGUCGCACCAACAAAAACAAUCAUGAAUAUGUCAGUUAGCAAAUAUGAAUGGCAUGAAUUCUUUCCUAAUGUGACUCACAAUAUUGGGGUUGUCAUUUCCAUUUGGGGACCAAUUGUCAUGAUUUAUUUCAUGGAUGCACAAAUUUGGUAUGCAAUAUUUGCUACUAUUAUUGGUGGAAUCUAUGGAGCCUUUAGUCACUUGGGUGAGAUUCGGACACUUGGAAUGCUGCGUUCCCGAUUUGAUUCAGUUCCAUCAGCUUUCUAUGAACGCCUUGUACCGAUGCAAAAAGAAGAACAUAAAAGAGACCCUUUGGAGAAUGAUUCAUUGGUGAGGAAAAACAUAGCAAAAUUUUCACAAGUGUGGAAUGAGUUCAUAUUUUCGUUGCGGAUGGAGGACUUGAUCAGCAACAGUGAGAGAGAUCUACUGCUUGUACCAUAUACAACAAGUGUUGUCCCAGUUAUCCAAUGGCCACCUUUCCUGCUUGCUAGCAAGAUCCCAAUUGCAUUAGACAUGGCCAAAGAUUUUAAAGGAAAGGAAGAUGCAGACCUCUUUAGAAAGAUCAGUAAUGAUGACUAUAUGCAUUCAGCAGUUAUCGAGUGCUACCAAACAUUAAAGGGAAUAUUAUAUGGUAUUCUUGAUGAUGAUGGGGAUAAAAUGAUCAUACGUCAUAUAUGCAAUGAAAUUGAUACUAGCAUCCAAACACGAUUGUUCUUAAGUAAAUUUCGGAUGAGUGGAUUGCCAUCACUCAAUGAUAAGUUGGAGAAAUUCUUAAGCCAUCUGCUAACAGAGUAUGAUAAUGCUGAGAAAUAUACAUCCCAAAUUAUUAAUGUCCUUCAAGAUCUUAUGGAGGUUAUUACACAAGAUGUUAUGAUUAAUGGACACGAAAUACUUGAAAGUGUUCAUUCUCAUCUUCAGGACAAUGACAAAAAGGAGAGAUUUGUACGGAUUAAUCUCAGGCUCACUCGCGUUAAAUCUUGGAAGGAGAAGGUAGUGAGACUCCAUUUGCUUAUGACUGUUAAGGAAUCUGCAAUUAACGUGCCUAUGAAUUUGGAGGCUCGUAGACGUAUCACUUUCUUUACAAACUCCUUGUAUAUGAAGAUGCCAAACGCCCCAAAAGUUCACAAUAUGCUGUCAUUUAGUGUAUUGACUCCUUACUAUAAAGAAGAUGUUCUGUAUUCCGAGGAGGAGCUUCAUUUGGAAAACGAAGAUGGAAUUUCAAUCUUAUUUUAUCUUCAAAAGAUAUAUCCAGAUGAAUGGAAGAACUUUGAAGAGCGAAUUAGAAAUCCAAAACUAAAAGCCACUGAAAAAGACAGAACAGAAGCAACACGUCAAUGGGUUUCUUACAGGGGGCAAACACUUUCAAGAACAGUGAGAGGGAUGAUGUACUACAAAGAAGCUCUUGAACUUCAAUGCUUCCUAGACUCUGCUGAUGACAGUGAGAUUUUUAGUGGCUACAGAACAGUUGAUAUGAAUAAAGACCACAGGGUUCUUCUCAAAGAACGUGCACAAGCAUUGGCAGAUCUGAAGUUCACAUAUGUUGUUUCUUGCCAGAUUUAUGGUGCUCAAAAGAAAUCAAGUGAUAAUAGAGAUCAAAGUUGCUAUGCUAACAUACUCAAUCUAAUGCUUACGUAUCCAUCUUUACGUGUGGCUUAUAUAGACGAGAGAGAAGAUACCAUCAAUGGGAAAUCCCAAAAGGUUUACUACUCUGUUCUUGUCAAGGGUGGGGAUAAACUAGAUGAGGAAAUAUAUCGGAUCAAGCUUCCGGGCCCGCCUACAGAAAUUGGUGAAGGAAAACCCGAAAACCAAAACCAUGCGAUUAUUUUCACUCGUGGGGAAGCCCUUCAAACCAUUGACAUGAAUCAGGACAAUUACUUUGAGGAAGCUUUCAAAAUGAGAAAUAUUUUGGAGGAAUUCCAUAGAGUUCAUCAUGGUGAUCGAAGACCAACAAUACUAGGAUUGAGGGAACACAUUUUCACUGGAAGUGUGUCAUCUCUUGCUUGGUUCAUGUCCAAUCAAGAGACAAGUUUUGUAACAAUUGGACAAAGGGUUUUGGCAGACCCUCUGAGGGUGAGGUUUCAUUAUGGCCACCCUGACAUAUUUGACAGAAUAUUCCACAUAACAAGGGGUGGUAUAAGUAAAGCUUCAAAAAUCAUCAACUUGAGUGAGGACAUAUUUUCAGGUUACAAUUCAACUUUACGUGGGGGAUACGUGACACAUCAUGAAUACAUCCAAGUAGGCAAAGGUAGAGAUGUUGGUAUGAAUCAAAUAUCUCAAUUUGAGGCAAAAGUUGCAAAUGGAAAUGGUGAACAGACACUUAGCCGUGAUGUUUAUCGCCUUGGUCGCCGCUUUGACUUUUUUAGAAUGUUGUCAUUCUACUACACCACAAUCGGUUUCUACUUUAGCAGCAUGGUAACUGUACUUGUUGUUUACGUGUUCCUAUACGGAAGAAUGUACAUGGUUUUGAGUGGACUAGAAAAGAAAAUUGUAGAAAAUGCAACUGUUAAAAACAAUAGAGCCCUGGAAGAGGCGUUAGCAACCCAAUCCGUGUUUCAACUAGGGUUACUUUUGGUACUUCCCAUGGCAAUGGAAGUAGGUCUGGAAAGUGGAUUCCGAAGAGCCCUAGGCGAUUUCAUCAUCAUGCAACUUCAAUUAGCCUCCGUAUUUUUCACUUUCCAACUCGGAACAAAAGUUCACUACUACGGGAAAACAAUUCUACACGGAGGUUCAAAAUAUCGCGCUACAGGUCGUGGAUUUGUCAUCUUCCAUGCGAAAUUUGCUGAAAAUUACAGACUAUAUUCGCGGAGUCACUUCGUGAAAGGAUUGGAAUUGGCGAUGUUAUUGGUUAUCUAUCAAGUUUAUGGGGAUACAUACCGUAGUUCGAAUUUGUAUCUGUUUAUAACCUUUUCGAUGUGGUUCUUGGUGGCAUCCUGGUUGUUUGCUCCUUUUGUUUUCAAUCCUUCCGGAUUUGACUGGCAGAAGACGGUGGAAGAUUGGACGGAUUGGAAACGGUGGAUGGGGGAUCGCGGCGGAAUCGGAAUCCCACCGGAUAAAAGUUGGGAAUCCUGGUGGGAUUCGGAACAGGAACAUUUAAGACAUACAAAUAUACGAGGGAGAAUUUUGGAAAUUGUACUUGCAAUUCGGUUCUUUAUUUACCAAUAUGGACUUGUGUAUCACCUUAACAUAGCUCGUGGCAGCCAAAGUAUACUGGUUUAUGGGCUUUCUUGGUUGGUCAUGAUAACUGCUCUUCUAGGGUUAAAGCUGGUUUCAAUGGGAAGACGGAGAUUUGGGACAGAUUUUCAACUCAUGUUCAGAAUCUUGAAGGCGCUUCUUUUCCUAGGAUUCUUAUCAAUUAUGACUGUUCUAUUUGUUGUAUGCAGCCUCACUUUAAGCGACAUAUUUGCUGCUUUUCUUGCUUUCCUCCCAACAGGCUGGGCAUUUCUCCUCAUUGGUCAGGCAUGCAGGCCUUGUGUAAAAGGGAUUGGAUUUUGGGGUUCAAUAAUGGAGUUGGGACGAGCGUAUGAGUGUGUGAUGGGAUUGGUGAUAUUUAUGCCGAUUGUUAUAUUAUCGUGGUUUCCAUUUGUGUCUGAGUUCCAGACACGCCUUUUGUUCAAUCAAGCAUUCAGCAGAGGUCUGCAAAUCUCGAUGAUUCUUGCCGGGAAGAAAGACAAGACUCAAUCUGCUUGAGCCCUGAUCAUGCUUUUUGUAAAUUGUAAUUAUUAGAACAACGACAUCAAUAUCUUUUUUACUUAGUAUGAAACUAGGUAUUUUGUUAUUUUAUUCAAGAGGUAUAAGUAAAGACUUAAUUACAUAAAA
Molecule: messenger RNA, 6153 nt
Organism: Lactuca sativa (garden lettuce)
Lineage: Eukaryota; Viridiplantae; Streptophyta; Magnoliopsida; Asterales; Asteraceae
Product: callose synthase 7
Biological process (GO): (1->3)-beta-D-glucan biosynthetic process
Cellular component (GO): plasma membrane; 1,3-beta-D-glucan synthase complex
Molecular function (GO): 1,3-beta-D-glucan synthase activity
Source: RefSeq, a predicted model, not a curated record